This is a messenger RNA of Caenorhabditis auriculariae, 3183 nucleotides long. The record is from the annotation of a GenBank genome assembly. Lineage: Eukaryota; Metazoa; Nematoda; Chromadorea; Rhabditida; Rhabditidae.
AUGCUGGCACUCUCACGUCCUCGUUAUAUUUUUGCUCACCAUUUUCACAGUUUUUUUUUACUGAAAAAAAUACCUAUGAAAUGUAAUAAUUUUGCUAAGAUACUGAGGAUAUUCACGCUACCUAUCAAAUAAAAAACCCAUCAAAGUAUAUUUGGAACUCAUUAGAUCUUUUCUCGAUUAUUCGAAUAACUUGUGCGCCAUUGAAUCAAUCAAACUUUGCAUGAGCUGAUAGUUUGAAAAUGGCGUGUUAUGCGUCUUCCCGCUAUCGUUCACGACAUUGUAAUAAGGUUCAGAGAACGUUUUGCCUCUGUUAACACGAUUAAUUUGCUAUUAUUUCUUUUACCUCGCAUUUUAAACUUCUAGGAGGCAAAAGACAAACACAUAGAAGAGGGCCUAGUUAGUUAGUUUCAGUCUUUGAAGCAGUAGGUGUAACUAUUUUCCCUCACAAGGGAGAUUAUUUCACUUUCCGGUUGGGAUUUUCCUGAAAAUUAACAAGAAACUUUCAUGUCAAUUUUUCCCCCAAAAUAGCCUUUUUUGGGUUUUUUUAAACAUUUUUCCUGCACUAAACAUUGACAUUAUAUCAUCUAAAUGUUACAAAUCAACAGUGAUCGACUGUUUUAUUUAUAAAAGCUCUAUUUAUACGCCUCUUCCAUUACUUUGAAAAUAAGAGGGAAAAAAUUGCAGCUCUGGAAUCGGCAGCGCGUUUGACGCAAGUGACAGUGUCGUCGUCGUCGGGCGGGGCCGUGCCCGUCGUCGUCGGCGAUCCGGCUCCGUCGGCGGGCUCUCCGCUCUCCUUGCAAAGGCUGCCGUUGCUGAUCCUCCAGAAUCCGCCUCGAAUCCCUCGUCUUUUCGCAGAAUUUUUCACAUUAAGCAGGUCUGUAAAUCUACAUCUUCAGAUACAGCUCAUAUAAAAAAUAAAAAUUAACUGAACAUUUUUUUAAUAAUGUUUCAUCUUCUGUUCCUGUCCAGCGGCGAUUCAUCUGUAGGAAUUUUGCUUUCAGACUCACAAUAAGACUUUCUUGAUUAGAAAACAUCUAAUGAUGUAAUGACGAGAAUAAUUUCGAACGGCGAAAACAUUUAUUUUUAAUCGUACUGUCUCUAACAUACAUUAUGCAAUUUUUCAGCAAAGCCAUGCCGACUGAUGUGUGGUCCUGGCUGGCCGUCGCCGGUCUUUUGUUUGUUUCUGGUCUCUACAUCAUUCACAUGAUAGCCUUUGUAUACUCGUAAGCUGCAUCUUUUUAUCCGACGUGGAUUUCUCCACUCAGGAAGUACCGUUUGCAUCGUCCAGUCCGACCUGAUCGAUCUCUACCCGGCGUUUCUGUGAUCAAGCCCCUCGUAGGCGUCGAGGAGAACUUGAGAGAAAAUCUUGAAACUUUCUUCACCUCGGUUUAUCAUCAGGUAAACUUCUUCAGAAGCCCAUUUUCUAUUUAAGCGUUGUUUCAGUAUGAGCUCCUUUUCUGUGUUCACUCUCCAGAAGACGACUGUGUCCCGGUUUUGAAAGAGAUCAUGAAAAAAUACCCCGCAGUGGACGCUCGCAUUUUCUACAGUUCGUUUCUCGUGUCCAAUCGUCCAGUCGAUGAUUAAAUAAUACUUCAGAGGGCGAGAAGGUCGGCCUGAAUCCGAAGAUCAACAACAUGAUGCCAGCCUACCGCGCAGCGAAACAUCCACUUGUUCUCGUCAGUGACAGCGGUAUUUUUCGAUGUUUGUCAGUGGGAAACAGGCUCUCAGGAAUUUCGAUGCGGCCUGACGCGAUUCAAGACAUGGUGGCGACGAUAGAAAGCGACCCGAAGACGGCGCUCGUCACUCAGAUGCCGUAUUGCAAGGACCGUCCAGGUCUCUCCGCGGCUUUAGAGCAGGUGAGUCCAUCUGCCUUGUUAGAAGUUUUCAGCUUAAUUUUAUCACAAUGAAAUUUCAUCUUUUGUCAGUUCUUUUUUUCUUUUCCUCACAAAAAGGUUUUAUAAGCUUGAAAAGUCAGAUUCUAACUUCACAGUUCAGAUUGCCUUCAUGAAAAUCCAUUUUUUACAGGUGUACUUUGGGACGUCGCACGGUCGGAUCUACCUGGCCGGCAACUGCCUCAACUUUGUCUGCUCGACAGGAAUGUCUUCUUUGAUGCGGAAGAGCGCCCUCGACGAAUGCGGGGGGAUCCAGGCGUUCGGCGGCUAUCUCGCUGAAGACUAUUUCUUCGGCGUCGAACUCGCCAAACGGUAAAAAGCCUCUCGUUUGUCUUCCGACGAUUGAAAAUUCAUACAGAGGGUACAAAUCGGCCAUCUCCACGCACCCGGCGCUUCAAAACUCGUCUUCUGUCUCGAUAGCCUCAUUUCUGGAUAGGAUAUGUCGCUGGAUCAAACUCCGUAUUGCCAUGCUUCCUCAUAUAAUUGUACUGGAACCUCUCCAAGUGAGUUCUCGAUCUAUCUCUUUCCUGUUAGCAAGUUGUUUCCUUCAGGAUUGUUUCCCGUCUGGCCUCAUCGCUUCUUUCUCGGCCACCUGUCUUUUCGGAUUUAACCCACUCACUUAUUUUUUAAUUCACACUGCUUUAUGGCUGACUAUGGACUACUCUUUGAUGCUGUCAAUCCAGGUCCUUUUAACCUUUUUUUCGAACGUUCAGAUUUUUCACGCCCAAAUAUCGGUAAGUCUAAAACCGACCAACUUGCCGGGAGAGAAAGAUCUCUAACAGAAAAAAAAAAAACUAGAUUCGCCAAGAUUUGAUACUGUGUUUUUCUGCUAUGAGUUCGCUUCUUGAAAAUACUAUUUUUUUUUGUCUUUGAUUUUUCUUGUAGAAAUUUUCUUUGAAAAACAUAAAACUUUCUUGAUUAAGGUGUUCAUCAAAAAAAUGAACUUGUUCAAAAUAAUCUAUGAAAAUAUCAUCUGUCACGUCAUUUUUUACACUUUUUUUCAAUAAUAUCUUGAAAAUAGACGAUGGGGGCAAAUACAUUUUUUGGAUGUUCGAAUAAUAAAAAAUAUUCAUUUCCUCCUUUUUUUUCGAGUUUUUUUUUUGGAGAAUCCUGAUGUUUCUGGUUCCAGAACGGUCCGAUGCCAUUCCCGACGAGAUACUUCCUUUUGGCCUGGCUCAUUCGAGAAUUGUCGGCUCCUCUGGUCUUCGCGACGGCGCUGUUCAGACCGGCGAUCCGUUGGCGCAACAAUUCUUUUCGUCUCGCCUGGGGAGGAAAAAUCAAAUCUUGUUGA